GUAGAGAUUGGGAGUGGCCGGUUUGCUUUUCAGGUAGCUCGUCGUUUUUUCCAGGUAACCAGGAGGUGCAGCAGGUAAAAUUUCCGGUUCAGAGAGAAAUCUAGACAAAUUAUCUGCAGACAUCAUGGGAUCUUUAUGGGAUGACUUGGAAAGCCUUGUGGAUGCUCCUUCCUCUUUCUCAGCAAAAAGUGGAGAGCGAGGAACCAUCAAGCCCAAAGCAAACUUUGAUGCAGAUCAGGAUGCUGCAGCUCUGAAAAAGGCCAUUGAAGGACUUGGCACGAAUGAGAAGAUUGUGAUUGAGAUUCUGACCACCAGAAGCAGCGCUCAGAGACAGCUCAUCUGUAAAGCUUAUGAAAAAGCCACCAGCAGAACAUUAGUGAAGGACCUGAAAGGGGACACCAGUGGGGACUUUGAGGAGCUGCUCAUGGCGCUCAUCACUCCUCCUGCUGAGUACGACUGCCAUGAAGUAAUGCGGGCCAUGAAGGGAGCUGGAACCAAAGACAAAGUCUUGAUUGAAAUCUUUGCCUCCAGAUCUAAUCAACAAAUUAAAGCUCUCAGUGAUGUCUAUUUCAAAGAAACCAAAAAACAGUUGACAGCUGCCCUGAAGAGUGAAGUUUCAGGAGACUAUUCCAAAGCGCUGCUCCUCCUGGCUCUGGGUAAGCGGGAUGAGAGCACCACAGUGGAUGUCAACAAGGCAAGAGAAGAUGCCAAGGCUCUUUACAAUGCCGGGGAGAAGAAGUGGGGCACUGAUGAAGCUAAAUUCAUUGAAAUCCUCUGCAAUAAAAGCAUUCCUCACCUGAGACAAACUCUGAUUGAAUACAAGAACAUCAGUGGAAAGACCCUGCAGCAAAGCAUUGAAGGGGAGAUGUCAGGAGACCUGGAGAACCUGCUCGUGGCUGUUGUGAAAUGUGUGAAGAGUGUACCAGGUUACUUUGCAGAACUCCUGCAUGAGAGCAUGAAGGGUGGAGGAACUGAUGAGUCCACUCUGAACCGGAUCAUGGUGAGCCGGUCUGAGAUCGACCUGCUGGACAUCAGAGCCGAGUUCAAGAAACUCUACGAACACUCGCUGCUCUCUGCCAUUCAGUCAGAUCUGUCGGGCGACCACUGUGAGUGUGUGAAGGCCAUCUGUGGAGGAGACGAUUAACCGAGGGUUCACCUGAAGACGAGAAGAAACCUGCUUUCUCCUUCACGCUUGUGUCAUUCACGUCUGCCUCUCUUUUUUGUUUAUUCAGCCUACUAAAUCACAACUUGUUUACAGUCUCAGCUAGACAGCUGUAAAAGGCAGAUGUUGUAUGGAAGCACUGCGAAUUUUAUAGCCAGGUCAGCUGAGAGAUGUCGGCUCAAGUUUUAAUGUAAAUUUCAAUUCUGAUUGUGGUGGAAAUUACAAGACGACUGCUAAAAAAAAUAUCUUGGAGAUUGACAUGUUGUUUCUUUUACUUUAUAGAAGCUUCUGUCAUUUUAUUUCAAUUGUAAAAUCUAGCCAUACAGCAUCUGUGUAACCCUGUUUCUUAAAUUUGCACACGAAGAAGGAUGUAAUAAAAAUAAAGAUUUGGUGGUGCAGUUUCUCUGUCUUAUUGAUUAACUAGCCACGUGUAGAAUAUUUAAUCUAAUUUGCACAUAUUUCCAUUGCAGCAGUUUUUAGCAUACAUUAAAAUGUGCAUCCUUUCUGAAAUCUUUGAAAUUAAUCAAGUAGAAAUGGCUCCUCUGUGCUGUAACUGUUAAUCUAUUACUGAAUGAAUAAUAAAGAAAUUGUCAUGUAAAGCAGUUAAUUAAGGGAAAGUAAUAAAUAUCAGCUCAGAAUAGGUUUGGAAUUGUUUUCUUGGUGUCUCUGACAUCUGCAUAUUUACUCACAAAUAAAAUCACUGUGGAAAA
Messenger RNA from Oreochromis aureus, 1872 nucleotides. It is a transcript of the gene anxa3a, whose product is annotated as annexin A3a. Gene Ontology annotation, molecular function: calcium-dependent phospholipid binding; calcium ion binding; phospholipase inhibitor activity. Bases 125 to 1144 code for a protein of 339 amino acids. The record is from RefSeq and is a predicted model, not a curated record. Gene Ontology annotation, cellular component: cytoplasm. The transcript is spliced from 14 exons. Lineage: Eukaryota; Metazoa; Chordata; Actinopteri; Cichliformes; Cichlidae.